AUGCCUCCUUCCAUCGUGCUGCUCUUUUCUCUCAUCGUUACUGCCACAGCCAAGUUCAGUAUUAGUGAGCUUAGAACACUCUGCCCAAAGGAGAAAGAAGUUUGCGCUGGAAAGGUGGCUAAGGGUGAUUGUUUUGGUUCCUCAUUGAGAGCCGGCGUUUUGCAAAAAGAAUGUAAAUGCUCAUGUGAUGCAGUACAUCAUGCAAGAAUACAGAAAUGCUGUCGAACCGUGGGUGAUCACGAUAUGAAGUUUUGUCUACCACUCUGUAGAUACAAUACAUCAUCAGAAGAACUUGGAUCUUCACUUGGUCUCAAAUGUUUGUCACAGCUGACUACUUGGGCUUACUGUGCGGCUGACGCUACCGAUCAGACGGCUUGUUGCAAGAAAAGAGGUGUGAUAAAUGAGUGCUUAUCGUUCUGCAAAGGAGAUGUGCCAACAUGUGAUUCGCAGUCGAUUAUGAACUAUCAGCCAUGCACUCAGCAUAUGAAUUCGAUCAUUCAAUGUCAAAAGGAUGGACUUACACCCACGCCAAGGUACAACCCGAACUGGUCCUCUGUCUGCGAUUGGGAAGGAAGAUAA
Molecule: messenger RNA, 579 nt
Organism: Cylicocyclus nassatus
Lineage: Eukaryota; Metazoa; Nematoda; Chromadorea; Rhabditida; Strongylidae
Source: the annotation of a GenBank genome assembly